AUGGCUAAUAGUCUUGAACAACUUCGUCAGUCAACAAUCAUUGUUGCUGAUACUGGUGAUUUUGAAUCAUUAAAAAAAUAUAAACCAACUGAUGCAACAACAAAUCCUUCGUUAAUAUUAUCAGCUGCUAAUAUGAAACAAUAUGAUCAUUUAAUUGAUGAUGUUAUAAGUAAAUGUCGAGAAAAAUCGGCAUCAAAAUCCGAUGAACAAGCUCUUAUUCAUGAUAUUAUGGAUAAUGUUUUUAUUCGAUUUGGUGAAGAAAUUCUUAAAAUAGUACCUGGUCGUGUAUCAACUGAAGUUGAUGCUCGUCUUUCAUUCGAUUGCCAAGGACAAAUCGAUAAAGCUCGACAUUUAAUUGAAUUAUAUGAACAACGUGGAAUAUCUAAAGAUAGAAUUUUAAUUAAAUUGUCAUCAACAUGGGAAGGUAUACAAGCAGCUAAAGAAUUAGAAGAAAAACAUGGUAUACAUUGUAAUAUGACAUUAAUAUUUUCUUUUGCUCAAGCUCUUGCAUGUGCUGAUGCACAAGUUACAUUAAUAUCACCUUUUGUUGGACGAAUUUAUGAUUGGUAUAUUGAAAAAAAAGGUAAACGUGAUUAUGAUAUUCAAGAAGAUCCUGGUGUUGUAAGUGUAACACGUAUUUAUAAUUAUUAUAAACAAAAUAAUAUAAAAACAGUUGUUAUGGGUGCAUCAUUUCGUAAUACAAAACAAAUUUUUGGUUUAGCCGGAUGUGAUUUAUUAACAAUAAGUCCAAAAUUACUUGAUGAAUUAGAAGGAGGAAAUGAAAAAAUUCAAGUUUAUUUAAAUAAAGAACAAACAGGACAUGCACAUGAUAAAAAACAUGAUAAACUUGAUGAAAAAACAUUUCGUUGGAUGUUAAAUGAAGAUGAAAUGGCUAAUGAUAAAUUAGCUGAUGGUAUAAGAAAAUUUGCAGUUGAUGCUCAAAAACUUGAAGAUCUUAUUCGUGCUCGUCUUGAAAAAAGCAAAUGA
Molecule: messenger RNA, 987 nt
Organism: Adineta steineri
Lineage: Eukaryota; Metazoa; Rotifera; Eurotatoria; Adinetida; Adinetidae
Source: the annotation of a GenBank genome assembly